AUCAUUUUAAAAUUCUCUUGUGCGGAUGUUUACAUAUAUCUUCAAUUUCUGGGUAUUCAUCAAAAAUUGACAUCUGGUUUCAUUGAAUGUAUUUAAAUUUGAAUGUCAACCUUAAAUUCUUUGCUCAAUUUUAAUGCACCUAUUGUAAGAAGACUUUUAGCAUGGAAAAUUGGUGAUGGCGAAGAACAUUGGUCUGAAAAAGCUGUUAAAAGUUUAGUAAAAAAGUUAAAAAAAACAGGAGGAUUGGAAGACCUUGAAAAAUCAAUUUCAAGCAAAGGAAAUAAUGCAACCAAUUGUGUAAAGAUUAUUAGGAGCUUAGAUGGUCGCUUACAAGUUUCGCAUCGUAAAGGAUUGCCACAUGUUAUAUAUUGUCGCCUAUGGAGAUGGCCAGACUUACAGAGCCAUCAUGAGCUUCGUGCAAUUGAUUCAUGUGAAUAUGCAUUUAAUUUAAAAAGAGAAGAAGUUUGUGUUAAUCCAUACCACUAUCAGCGUGUUGAAACUCCAGUUAUGCCACCAAUACUUGUUCCUCGUGGUAAAAUAGCUGUUGAUUUAAACAUGAAACCAGAGCCUACAUUAGAAGAAUUUCCUAGGCCAGAAAAUAAAACAAUAUCUGAUGAUUUCAUUGAUAAUGAUAUAAGCAACCUUGCCUUCUCUUCAUAUUCCAACUCACCAAUAUCAUCAAUUCCUUCUAUUCCAUCUACACCACUUUCAUCAGCAUCUUCACCACAAUUAAUGCAGUUAGAUCAGAUACAGAACAAUAGUAUGUGGAGUUUUAUCCAGAAGUCUCCUGAAAGUUCAACAAGUCCAGGAUAUAUGACAGAUAUUGAAAUGCCAGUUCAAAGUGUUAUGAAUGGGUAUUCUUUACCGUCGCCAAACCUUGAACUUUCAGUUCAUGAUAUCUACGAUCCCGUGUUAUACGAAGAACCGGAAGCAUGGUGUGCAAUUGCUUAUAACGAACUUAGAACGCGCGUUGGUGACACGUUUCACUCUACUAAACCUGUUUUAACAGUAGAUGGCUAUACUGAUCCGUCUUCUCAAGAUCGGUUCUGUUUAGGACUUUUAUCGAAUAUAAACCGAACUGAGCAAAUAGAACUUUCACGGCGACACAUCGGCAAAGGUGUACGUUUAUAUUAUUUCGGCGGCGAAGUUUUCGCUGAAUGCUUAAGUAACAGUAGCAUAUUUGUGCAAAGUUCUAAUUGUAAUAGAAGAUAUGGAUGGCAUCCUGCCACUGUAUGCAAAAUACCUCCUUCGUGCAAUCUCAAAAUUUUUAACAAUCAAGAAUUUGCUGAAUUACUUUCUCAGUGUGUUCCUCGUGGUUUUAACGCUGUCUAUCAAAUGAAAUCUAUGUGUAUGGUUCGUUUGAGUUUUGUCAAAGGAUGGGGCGCUGAAUAUCGUAGACAAUCUAUCACAAGUACACCUUGCUGGAUUGAGAUACGGUUAAACGGGCCACUUAAAUGGCUCGAUAAAGUUUUAGUUCAAAUGGGUUCUUCGUCAGAUAAUGUAAAUUCAACUACGUGAUAAAGAUUUUAAAUUCUCUUUAAUUUUAACCUUCCAUAUCUCUUUUAAUUUUAUGCUUUCAAAUGUUACAUUUCUUUUGAUUUUGCUUUCGAUUAAAAUUAAAAAAGGAGAACUUUUUAUAUUGGGUUGUUUUAAUUGUGUAUAUAGAAUUUACACGUUUGAGUUUUUUUAAUUAACUACGCGUGUAAUACGCAUAGAACAAAAAAGGUUUUAAAAAAAAACUCUAUUUUUAAAAGAUAUUUUAUCGAUCUUUUUAUCUAAUGUUUCGUUGCUGAAGUUGACGAAGCUUUAAUUUCAAACUAAUUAUUUUUUUUAUUAUUUUGAGACGCCAUGGAGAUUACUGGAGGUUAUAAUUGUGUCGUGUAUUGUACGGAGAUUUUAUUUUAGCUAUGUAACGAGGUAUCGAUAACCAUAAUCUUCUUGAAUUAUGAUGGUAACAUAGAUUUUAUUGUAAAUUUGUUUAAAUCUCUGUUUCAAGAGUUGUGAACUCGUUGAUUUUUUUAA
This is a messenger RNA of Hydra vulgaris (swiftwater hydra), 2022 nucleotides long. Its product is annotated as mothers against decapentaplegic homolog 3. NCBI's taxonomy places the organism in Eukaryota, Metazoa, Cnidaria, Hydrozoa, Anthoathecata, Hydridae. Gene Ontology annotation, cellular component: heteromeric SMAD protein complex. Gene Ontology annotation, biological process: cell differentiation; activin receptor signaling pathway; transforming growth factor beta receptor signaling pathway. The record is from RefSeq and is a predicted model, not a curated record. Gene Ontology annotation, molecular function: DNA-binding transcription factor activity, RNA polymerase II-specific; RNA polymerase II cis-regulatory region sequence-specific DNA binding; I-SMAD binding.